This is a messenger RNA of Meloidogyne enterolobii, 810 nucleotides long. Lineage: Eukaryota; Metazoa; Nematoda; Chromadorea; Rhabditida; Meloidogynidae. The record is from the annotation of a GenBank genome assembly.
CAAUCUCGGCGAUUCGCGAAGUCGCGACGGCAUCUAGUAUUAAAUGUAUCUUAUAUGAAGCUAAUUUGAUUUAUUUUUUAAGCUUUCAAAUCCUUCAAUUGUCAACCUAACCAUCAAUGACCUAAACUUAAUAAACUCAAUUUUACCAAUUAUGGAAGCCAAAAAACGUAUAAUGCAUGCAUUUAAUGAUUUGGAUGAUAUAUUCCUUAAGGGCCCGAUUUUGUUUGAAGAAAUAAUUUCAUCUAAUUUUAAUAUUUUUCGUUUGGUUGAUACUUUUUCGGUGAAUUUAAAUUUAAUUUUUAAUAAAACUCAAUUAAAUUUAAAGACAAAUCCAAGUCCAAUACCUUUUAAUGAAUUAAAAAGUUGGGGAUCUUCAUUACAAAACGAAGGAUUACUGAACACUCGCUGUCAAAAAUCUUUGUUAGUUGACAGAUUCUUGUGUUUUGGUAUAGCUAAAUCUAUGCCUGUUUUUGAAAAAUUGACUUUAUCUGAUCAGGUAUUUACCUUCUCUUUAUAGGAGUUUUUCAAAUUAAAUAUGGAUAAAGUGUGUGCUCAAACUGAUUAAAGUAAGGCAAAACAAAAUAAGAAAAACUAAACUGUGUUGCUUCAACCUUAUAGUUUUAUUAUCCAUAAAAUUUGUGUGAUUUUAGAAGCAUACUGUUACGACCUCGCUUACGUAGAGGAAGAUAACAGAACGUUUAUCGCACGAAGAAAAUACAAAGGAGCUGAAGAUUGGGGUAGGAAGAAGGGACUGAGACUUAGACUUAACUAUUGGAUAGCUUUUAUACUAAACCCUUUAAGGGCUGUCGC